Camelus dromedarius (Arabian camel) is the source of this 3150-nucleotide messenger RNA. It is a transcript of the gene TUBB1, whose product is annotated as tubulin beta 1 class VI. The coding region runs from base 180 to 1535 and encodes 451 amino acids. Gene Ontology annotation, biological process: mitotic cell cycle; microtubule cytoskeleton organization. Gene Ontology annotation, cellular component: cytoplasm; microtubule. The record is from RefSeq and is a predicted model, not a curated record. Lineage: Eukaryota; Metazoa; Chordata; Mammalia; Artiodactyla; Camelidae. Gene Ontology annotation, molecular function: structural constituent of cytoskeleton; GTP binding; GTPase activity. The transcript has 4 exons.
AGAAGGGCUGGGGCUGGACUUCUGGGCCAGACACACCCUUGGGUCACACUGGGAGGGUCGCUUGGUCAGCCGGUCCCUUCUUUGCAGAGACCAGAGUUGCGUGGAGUCACGGCAGUGAAGACAGCUCACCCAGAGACUGAGGACUCUCUGAAGAUCUUGUACUUGUGUGCAGAGCAAGGAUGCGUGAAAUCGUACACAUUCAGAUCGGCCAGUGUGGUAACCAGAUCGGGGCCAAGUUCUGGGAGGUGAUUGGCGAGGAGCAUGGGAUCGAUGUGGCUGGGAGCUACCGUGGGGACAGUGCCCUGCAGCUGGAGAGAAUCAGCGUGUACUACAACGAGGCCCACGGUAAAAAGUACGUGCCCCGAGCAGUCUUGGUGGACCUGGAACCUGGGACCAUGGACAGCAUCCGAUCCAGCCGACUAGGAGCCCUCUUCCAACCAGACAGCUUUGUCCACAGUAACUCCGGAGCCGGCAACAACUGGGCCAAGGGCCACUACACGGAGGGGGCCGAGCUGGUGGAGAGCGUGCUGGACGUGGUGCGGGGCGAGGCCGAGGGCUGCGACUGCCUGCAGGGCUUCCAGAUCGUGCACUCGCUGGGCGGGGGCACGGGCUCGGGCAUGGGCACGCUGCUGAUGAACAAGAUCCGCGAGGAGUACCCCGACCGCAUCCUCAACUCCUUCAGCGUCAUGCCCUCCCCCAAGGUGUCGGACACGGUGGUGGAGCCGUACAACGCGGUGCUGUCCAUCCACCAGCUGCUGGAGAACGCCGACGCCUGCUUCUGCAUCGACAACGAGGCGCUCUACGACAUCUGCUUCCGCACCCUGAGGCUGACCACGCCCACCUACGGGGACCUCAACCACCUGGUGUCCCUGACCAUGAGCGGGGUCACCACCUCGCUGCGCUUCCCGGGCCAGCUCAACGCCGACCUGCGCAAGCUGGCCGUGAACAUGGUGCCCUUCCCGCGCCUGCACUUCUUCAUGCCCGGCUUCGCGCCGCUCACCGCCCAGGGCAGCCAGCAGUACCGCGCGCUGUCGGUGGCCGAGCUCACCCAGCAGAUGUUCGACGCCCGCAACACCAUGGCCGCCUGCGACCCGCGCCGCGGCCGCUACCUGACCGUGGCCUGCAUCUUCCGGGGGAAGAUGUCCACCAAGGAGGUGGACGACCAGCUGCUCUCCGUGCAGACCAAGAACAGCGGCUGCUUCGUGGAGUGGAUCCCCAACAACGUCAAGGUGGCCGUCUGCGACAUCCCGCCCCGGGGGCUGAACAUGGCCGCCACUUUCAUUGGCAACAACACGGCCAUCCAGGAGCUGUUCACCAGGGUCUCGGAGCACUUCUCGGCCAUGUUCAAGAGGAAGGCUUUCGUGCACUGGUACACGGGCGAGGGGAUGGACAUCAAUGAAUUCGUGGAAGCUGAAAGCAAUGUCCAUGAUCUGGUGUCCGAGUACCAACAGUUUCAAGACACCAAAGUGGUUCUGGAGGAGAACGAAGAGGUGGUGGCCGAGGCAGACCAGGAACUAGAAGGUCAGGGACAUUAACCAGAGAGAAGCUGUGUGAGUGUCGUCUGCGGCGUGGUCACCUCCAGAGCAGUUUCUCUCAAGUCUUAAGAGGAGCAUUUCCCCGCAGUAAAGCCAAAGCGAUUCUGCACCGCAGCCCAGCGAGCCACAGCAGCGACAGCAGCCACCCAGUAUGCGCUUUGACACAGCACCACGGGGCUGGGUGCGGGGUGGGGGGAAGUCAGUAAAUGAUGGGCAUUGGGUCUUCGGCUGGCAUUUACUAACCUUGAAGAGUUUGCUCUUCAAUGCACACUCUAGUCACUUGUUUUUAACAGCCAAGUGAAUUCACCGUUUGUUUAAAGGUCGGGAGGGGGGAGUUCUGUACGCAUAGCACGGGGCCAGGCAUCAAGACUGCACAUGUGGACACGCGGGGAGGGCGCCCGCUGCCCUUGCCUUUAGGUUGUAAACGCGUUAGCGCCCUGGUGAGCGCUCCGUAGUCUGUUCUUGGCCUCCCAGGGCUGCUUCGGCUCUUCCUGCAGGUUGCCUCUUCUUAACGUGCUGCCCCGCACCCACCUGCUGGCCUCCAGAAAAGCCGGGUUGGCUGCUUGGUGUGUGGGAGCCUCGAGAUAAAUGGGAGUCAGUGUCCACUAGCAAAUCAUGGAGACCCCAUGUACACUUCAGCAUCCUAACUGCAAAGGGGAGAAGGGCAGAAAGGAAAGCCGUGGUUCUUCCCACAAAAAUACCCACCAAAAAAUAAAAAAUGACAAGCAAAACUCAAGAGCUCCAAUCUUCUGAAUAGCUAGCUUGCAACAUAUAUAUUUAUAUACUUUAUGUUUCUUAUUAGUCUUUGAUUCCAGGAAUUCAUUAAUCAUCAUCUUUGGUUUUCCUUGUAGAGGCUACUUGGAAGUGCCCUUUUCACUUGCAUUCAGUAAUCACCUCCUGAAAGCUGCUCUGCUCUUUAGAAAGGGCACACGCACGCCUGGCGACCAUUCAGAUGCAGAAAUGAAAUAAGCAGCAGCGGCUGCAGUGUCCUUCGCACGCUCAAGGAGGACAUGGUCUCAUUAGGGAACUUCUACAGUUCAAAUUAAUUUGCAGAAGUUGCCAUAAAUGUUUGCAUGAUGACACAGCUUUAACCAUUACAUGAUUUUAAUCUGCUCCCAUUACACCAGGACCAGAUACACAAGAGCGUAAUCAAAUCAUCCAUAACUUCUUAAUUACAGUUUACCUAUUUCUGACAUACAGCGCUGCCAGCCCUUCCAGCACUGUUAGGGUUUUAAUGGCCUUCUUGAAUUACCACGGAGCUAUACUGUUUAAUCCACGGAUGGCCAGUGAUGGGAAGAUGCUGUGACCCUCGCUGCAGGAAAUAGGUGCCUGCAGGCAACUGGGUUCUCCUCUCCCGAUCUGCUUUGGAAUCUGCAGUAACGAGGCAGCCAGUAGAUGGAUGACAGCAGCUCAUUUUGAGAAACUUCACUCUUUUCACAUAUGCAUCAUGAGGAAAUAACCAAAAUAUAUACUAAGAGGAAAUGAAGUCUUGCUGUUUAUACCAUGAUAGGCCUUGUAUUUAUGGAAUUUUUAAAGAAGUUUUAAACACUUUCUACUUGUGGUUCAAGAGGCACUAAAAAAAAAAAAGCAAAUUGAGGAAGAAGCUGCACCUAAA